UGUAUUCUGUUUUGCAAUGAUUGUACAAAAACUGUUAGAAGAAAAUAGCAAUAGACAGCUUGGCUUAACUGAAUCAAAAUUAUGUUUCUUCUUCCAUUCUCAUGACCUGCCUCAUCACACAUUCAACGUUGUUGUUUCUAAUGUCACUUUCUUUUCUUCUUCUAAUGUUUCUGUCACACUGAUACAAUUUUUUUUUUGUUUGCUUUAACGGCAACAUUGUUUGAUUAAAGUACCUUGAAGUUUGUGUCCACUGUCCAUUUCUAUUUGUUUUUUUCUUACUUUUUUUUCUUUUUCUUUUUGUACUUUUUUUUUUUGAAACAUUUCUUUUCUUCUGGGUAGUUGAUUUAACAAUUCAGAUGGGUUCUAGCAAUUGAUUUUUCUUGUCAAGUGUCAAACUUGUGAUGAAUAAACAAAAGGGUCAUCAUUAUGUAGAAGAAAUGAGUUCUUCCUCUAAGGUUGUUAUAGUUGCAGUGAAAGCUUCAAAAUAUAUUUCAAGAACUGCUUUGGUUUGGGCUUUGACUCAUGUUGUUCAACCAGGGGAUUGCAUUAAGCUUUUGGUUAUCAUUCCUGAACUUUCUUCAAGGAAGAAGGUAUGGGGUAUUUCAAGAUUUACUACUGACUGUGCAACGAGUCACUGGACAUCGCGAUUAGGAACUGUUUCAGAUCAGAAAGAAGUUAUUACAAAUUCUUGUUCUCAAUUAGUGCUUCAACUCCAUGAUUUUUAUGAUCCUGAGAAGAUAAAGAUUAGAGUGAAGAUUCUUUCUGGUUCUUCGUGCGGUGCAGUGGCUGCUGAAGCUAAGAGAGUGCAGUCAAGUUGGGUUAUAUUGGACAGAAAAUUGAAAGGUGAAAAGAAAUACUGCAUGGACGAGCUGCAUUGCAAUAUUGUAAUUAUGAAGCAUUCUCAUCCGAAGAUUCUACGAUUGAAUUUGAAUAGUUCACCUAAGAAGGAAGGAAGAGAUUGUGCACUGUCGUUGGAACCAAAUGCAUACACAAGUAACUUAAAAGACAAUUUUGAACAUUCAGAUAUAAUUAGAGGUCCAGCAGUCACUCCUGCUAGUAGUCCAGAGCAAGGGUCACCACCAUUGACUGUAACUGAUAUUGGAACAGCUUCAAUAUCGAGCUCAGAUCCUGGAACAUCGCCAUUUUUCCAUUCUGACAACUAUGAAAGACGAAGGAGAUGUUUUCCCUUUGUUGUUCACGAGGGACUGUCGAACCUUGAGGAUAUUGAAUCUGACUCGGAGAGUGAAAAGCUAAGUUCAUCAUCGAAAAGUUCGUCUUUUCAGCCAUGGAUUUCAAAUGUAAUUUGUGUAGAUGGUGAGUUCUCAAAACACGAGGACAAUAUGCAAAGAUCUAGCGACAAGUCUUUGGUUUCUACCUAUGAAGCUUUGCUUCAGAAAUUGACAUUCUUGGAUCAAGAUCCUAUCUUUGGAGUUUCUACUGGUAAAAUUGAUGUGAACUUGAGCAAAAGUGUUAGAGAAGCAAUUUCACUAGCCAGAAAUGCACCUCAUGGACCUCCUCCAUUGUGCUCUAUUUGUCAACACAAAGGACCUGCAUUUGGGAAUCCUCCAAGGUGGUUUACAUUUGCAGAACUACAACUCGCCACGGGCGGGUUUUCUCAAGCAAACUUCUUAGCUGAAGGUGGCUUUGGUUCGGUACACCGUGGUGUUCUACAGGAUGGGCAAGUCGUUGCUGUCAAGCAAUAUAAAUUAGCCAGUACUCAAGGAGACAAAGAAUUUUGCUCAGAAGUAGAGGUCUUAAGCUGCGCACAACACCGCAAUGUUGUGAUGCUAAUUGGGUUCUGUGUUGAAGAUGGAAGAAGAUUGCUAGUUUAUGAGUAUAUCUGCAACGGAUCGCUUGAUUCUCAUCUCUAUGGACGGAUGCAGAAUGUGCUGGAUUGGUCUGCACGCCAAAAAAUUGCGGUUGGAGCAGCUCGUGGUUUGAGAUAUCUUCAUGAAGAAUGCAGAGUUGGUUGCAUUGUACACCGUGAUUUGCGGCCUAACAAUAUCCUCCUCACUCAUGAUUUUGAAGCAUUAGUGGGAGAUUUUGGACUUGCUAGGUGGCAGCCAGAUGGAGACAUGGGUGUGGAAACCAGGGUGAUAGGAACAUUUGGGUAUUUGGCACCAGAAUAUGCUCAAAGUGGUCAAAUUACUGAAAAAGCUGAUGUGUACUCAUUUGGGAUUGUAUUACUAGAGCUUGUGACAGGUCGGAAAGCUGUGGAUAUUGGCCGGCCGAGGGGCCAACAAUGCCUUAGUGAAUGGGCACGGCCAUUGCUUGAAGAAAAUGCCAUUGAUAAACUAGUAGAUCCGAGCAUAGGAAAUUGCUAUGUUGAUCAAGAGGUUUAUCGCAUGAUGCAAUGUUCUUCUAUGUGUAUUCGACGGGAUCCUCAUUUAAGGCCUCGAGUGUCUCAGGAGGUGUUUGCGGAAAAAACGGAAAUCAAUAAAUAAACCUCCCAUCAAAACUAUACAGCUAUUGCCGUGGUGCAUUCGCCUGAUAUUCUCUCGCAAGAAAAAGCAUUUGCCUUUAUUUAUUACUCAUCAAGUUCAAGCAUAGUUGUCGAUUGAACCAAUUGAACUAUGUCCCGAAAGUCACAUGCCGAUUGGAUCUCCAAACAGAUUCUGACAAUUUAUUUCGAGGAUUAUUAGGAGUUUGUCUAUGAAGGACCAACUCAUGCAGACCAUUCUAUACAAACUAAUCUUUCAAACAUUAGUGUUUAAUUAAUUAGUAAUGCUUACAUCUCCAUCACUCAUUUUUUGUGUUUUGUCACAGGUGCUCAAGAUGCUGGAAGGUGACAUUGUCAUGUGAUUGCUGAUCACUUCUCCAUUGUCACAGAAAACAAAGGGCAAUCAAAUUCAGAGGCAUGUGUAGCAGAAAACAUGGAGGGAGAGGGAGGUUGAGGUUCUUCUUUUUAUAGGUGGAGAGUGUGCAAGUUUAAAGCUUCUUGCAUAUUAUACAUUUUACUCUUAAGUUUUUGGUUUAGUGAUCAUGUAAAUAAUAGUAUCUACCUAUCUGUCUGUGAUUUUGAGGAGGGGAGAGGAACAUAGUAUAGUAAAGCUAACAAAAUUGGAACUCUGAUAUAUUAUAUUAUUUAGCUUUGUACAGAACAAUAUUCCAGUUUUGGUUUUACCUGCCCAGUUUAAUGAUAAUUCCUCAAACAAUUA
Molecule: messenger RNA, 3158 nt
Organism: Medicago truncatula (barrel medic)
Lineage: Eukaryota; Viridiplantae; Streptophyta; Magnoliopsida; Fabales; Fabaceae
Product: inactive protein kinase SELMODRAFT_444075
Exons: 9
Coding region: 402-2444 (680 amino acids)
Biological process (GO): protein phosphorylation
Molecular function (GO): ATP binding; protein tyrosine kinase activity
Source: RefSeq, a predicted model, not a curated record